Messenger RNA from Macrobrachium nipponense, 2410 nucleotides. RefSeq lists its product as uncharacterized. Bases 171 to 2090 code for a protein of 639 amino acids. Gene Ontology annotation, molecular function: protein binding. Lineage: Eukaryota; Metazoa; Arthropoda; Malacostraca; Decapoda; Palaemonidae. The record is from RefSeq and is a predicted model, not a curated record. The transcript is spliced from 6 exons.
AUAAUAUUAGUAGUAGUAGUAGUAGAACCACACCAGCUGCAGACGACGCCAAUCCUAGUGACUAAUUUUUGGAGGAUAUAAUUGAAUUCACUCAACGUUAAAGUUAAUAACCAUCGCUGUGAAAAUGUAAUGAUUGCUUAUGACGGACAUUAAAAUUCUGGAGCCUGACAAUGUGGAGGUUUCUACAGUCUUUACCGAGAGGUGCAAGAACUGUUAGACCAAGCCAGUGCUGCACCCAAGACAGUGGAGAUGAUAUUGGGAACAACUUCUGUCAUGGACAAUUACCACUUCAGUCCCCACAGUCUUGCAGCGUUGCAUGCCAUCACACGUCUUCCACAGGUGCAAGAGAGCAUCGCUGCCAAUUGGUUCAAUUAUCCAGAUGUCUCUAUAGAAGACUUCCAAAAUGGGUUAGUCGGGACGUUAAUUCGAGUCAUCUUCAUUCAAGUGAUCGGCCUAAAUUCCAUUGGUUAUGGGCAGUCUCCUGUGAGACUUACCCACACUUAGCAGACUGCCAAGAUGAAGAGGGGAGAGAGAAAUGGAGACGCUUUACCAGGAGGAGGCAGCAGAUUUUAUUCACCAACUCCAUACUGAAUGCUGUGGGUUGGGGUUCUGCUGCUGCACUCACAUGGAGUUUAUAUCAGUAUUUGAGAUCCUGUUUCUUUUUAUAUAGUAAUGGCUCACAUCUAAAUGUAAAAAACAAUGUCAGUGACUGUGCUACCAGCUGUGAAGACAACGAGGGAACUAGUCAAGAGGUAUAUGAUAACAGAACCAGCCUCAAAUAUGGCAGAAAUGAAGAUGACAGGAGCCCAUUCAGUUCUUAUUUCCCUUUUUACAAUCUUAAAUCCUCUAUAGGCUUACAAAAUGACAGGCAAAGACCCCAUUUGCAACAUAUAUUUAUCCAAAAUGCAGAGGAAGGUGCAAAUUCAUUAAUAAAUCUUCCUAACGAACAGAAUGUAUGGUGUUUGUACUCUGAUAUUAAGCCACAAAUUGAAGAUGACAAAGAUUAUCUCCAAAGUCAAGUAGUGGAGAGAGAUGAUGAUUCUGGGUUCUCAGAAAGUUUAGGUCGUGUCAAGAAUAAUUCCCAAGGCUCAAACCAUACAUUGUUAGUGACUUCUGUGGGCACCCAAACACUUCAAGAAACUGUUUUAGAAGAAGAGGGUAGCCUAUCUGAUACAACAGGUAGUGAAUAUAGCAAAGCAGACCAAAGCAUAGGCUUGUGUAGUCCACCAAGUAAUAUUUGCCAAGGUCAGUUAAAAUCACCUGAUUUAGAAAUCAAAACAGAAAAUAGCUUGCCUUUCAAGACAGUUCCUGUUGACAGUUUUGAGAGUUAUCUGUCAAGUUCAGCUGAAAGUGAAAUAUCUGAAACACAAUCCUCAACCUCAACUGAAAUAUCCAAAACACAAUCCUCAACCUCAACUAAGUACAAUCAUAACACGAACACUGCUGAUCUCAAUGAUGGAUUAAAAGUGGUGAUUGAAGCUGGUAAGGAGGAAAUAAGCAAUUUCAGUACCGAGCUUCUGAGUAUCUUAGAAGAACGCAUAAACUAUUCUAUAACUCAUGAUGAUCCAGGUGCAGCUGUCCCUUACUUUCAUGCUGGAGUCUCAUUGGGAGAUGCCUCGUCAAAUUACAAUCUCGCUUUGUGUUACCAAAUGGGUCAUGGCGUUGAGCGAGAUUUUCAAAAGGCGAGGGAACUCUAUGAAACUGCAAGUCAUUUGGGCCAUGGUUGGGCAACUUACAACUUGGCAGUGAUGUUAAGUGAAGGACAAGGAGGACCCUGUGAUACUGUAAAGGCCCACUAUUUACUUGUUAAAGCAGCAAAACUUGGUGUGGAAGAAGCUAAGGUGGUACUUGAACGUAUGAAAUCAGAAGAUAAGAAAGUUCCAUCAACAUCACAUGAACGAGAAAGUUCUAUAACAUCAGUGAAAUCAGAACCAGUAUGUUUUUCACCCUCCCCGGAAGUGUCUUCAUCAUCAUAUGCUUAUUCCACCGGUGAUCUUGAUUUCCUGGAAGAUUCUCUAGAAACAAGUGUUGCUGCACUUUCUGAUCUAAGCAUGGCGAGUACAAGCAGACCAAGAUUUUACUUAGAAUAGCAGGGUGUGCUGAGAAAAUAGUUAAGACAGUACUUCCUGCAGUUAUCUCGUCUUUUUUUUUUUAAUCUGCUCAGUAUCUGUAGGCUACAUAGAAAAGACACUUCAAUCUUAGAAUAUUACAGAUCUUUGACAGCAAUACAGGCGGUCCCCGGGUUACGACGGGGGUUCCAUUCUUGAGACGCGUCAUAAGCCGAAAAUCGUCGUAAGCCGAAACAUCGUCAAAAAUCCUAAGAAAACCUUACUUUUAAUGCUUUGGGUGCAUUGAAAACUAUGUAAACUGCAUUCUUAUGGCAUUUUUCAUAAAAAAAACUUCAAAUAUU